Messenger RNA from Symphalangus syndactylus (siamang), 530 nucleotides. RefSeq names its product U6 snRNA-associated Sm-like protein LSm3. Gene Ontology annotation, biological process: mRNA splicing, via spliceosome. The record is from RefSeq and is a predicted model, not a curated record. Gene Ontology annotation, molecular function: RNA binding. Lineage: Eukaryota; Metazoa; Chordata; Mammalia; Primates; Hylobatidae.
GUUUGAAACAUGGCGGACGACGUAGACCAGCAACAAAGUACCAACACUGUAGAGGAGCCCCUGGAUCUUAUCAGGCUCAGCCUAGAUGAGCGAAUUUAUGUGAAAAUGAGGAAUGACCGAGAGCUUCGAGGCAGAUUACCUGCUUAUGAUCAACACUUAAAUAUGAUCUUGGGAGAUGUGGAAGAAACUGUGACUACUAUAGAAAUUGAUGAAGAAACAUAUGAAGAGAUAUAUAAAUCAACAAAACGGAAUAUUCCAAUGCUCUUUGUCCGGGGAGAUGGCGUUGUCCUGGUUGCCCCUCCACUGAGAGUUGGCUGAAACAAAGAAUUUGUCCUGUAUGGAAAACGAGAGACUUUGUACAGUGACCUCUCUAAAAGUACAGAACAUUCACAAGAGAAACCUGCAUACAUUUUGAUAUUAAGAAAUAAUUCCGAGGAUUCUUCCACUCCUGAAAUGAGUUGAUUUGCAGAUAACUCACAAGUUCUUAAGCUAAAUGGUAUUUUCAUUUUUCUCAAGCUCUUCCAAUAAAU